Messenger RNA from Saccostrea cuccullata (small rock oyster), 2164 nucleotides. RefSeq lists its product as uncharacterized. Lineage: Eukaryota; Metazoa; Mollusca; Bivalvia; Ostreida; Ostreidae. The record is from RefSeq and is a predicted model, not a curated record. The transcript has a single exon. Gene Ontology annotation, molecular function: protein binding.
UCAAAAAUGGUAUUUUUAAGAAUGUCUUUCCUUUAUAUCAUUAUAAACAUAACUUAUUUACAGGAUGGACCACAUUCCUCGUCUAUCAGAGGUCCUGUAUGUUGGUCUGUGUUGUAAGAUAGGGACACCGACAGAAGUGGCCAUCCGAAGGGACGUGCUGGACAUGUAGGCGAUGAUAAAGAAAUCUAUUUCUAAUCAAAUAGGAUGUGUUAUGAUGAAGAGUGGGAGUUAUAGAGAGGGAUUUAGGUUGAAAUCAUCUGACAUAGAUAAAAUGUUCUGGUUGUGUAAUCAUAAAUUAAUAACUGACAUCUCCCAGUCUCGGCUUGAUAAUACAACAAAACAUGUCAUUGUGCUAAUGGAAAAUUCUGAUACACCACCAGGAUUUGUCAGAUUACGCCUCCUCACACCAACACGACACGUAAUACCGACAUCUUGUCUUGUUCUCUGUUAUGACUGUGCUUAUAUAUCUAGUCGUCUGUGGAGAGAAAUACAUUUUCAGCUGCAGCAUAAGGCGUAUACCAAAAAUGAAACUUUAAGAAUCCAUGGUCCUUGUGGUAGUGGAUUCCAUGGACCAAUAGAAUUCGAUGAUACUGCAUGCUUAGCCUCUAUUCCUUGGCCCAAACUAGUAGGAAGUUGGGUUGACAGAUGCCAGAGAUACACCUGGCCAACUGCAUCUGUGUUACAAAAAAUCUUAAAAAGUGAAUGUCACUGUGUGCCUAUUGGUAGUAAAGUUGAUACGAUUUAUAACGAAUUGGAAUGGAGGUUAUCAUUCUCACAAGCCGAGCAACAACUAGUGUGUACCAUGAAUCAUACACAAUUUCUAUGUUACGGACUCCUGAAAAUAUUUUUGAAGGAAGUUAUCAACUGCUGGGAGGAUGAGUUACUGUGUUCAUAUUACAUUAAAACCACAAUGUUCUGGAUGAUGCAAUCAGGACAAGUUAGAUGGUGCCCGAACAAAUUAUUGGAUUGCUUUUGGAGGUGUUUUAGAUAUCUUAUUCAUUGUGUUUAUCGUGGAGUUUUCCCAAUUUUUUUUAUUCCACAAAACAACAUGUUCAUAAACAAAGUAGUGGGAAUUACACGUGAUUCUCUUUUACAACAGCUUUAUCAGUAUUACAGAAUGGGUGUGUCCUGUCUACUGCUGAGUCCGACUCUCAGAUCACUCCUAGAACCAGCCUUCAGUAGUCCGUCCUAUGUGUUAUCUCCAUCUGAGGGAGAAUUCAUUGAUAUUACAGAUUUAGAUAUAUGUGGCAUGUUUGAAAUAUUUAGCACAAGUCUUCCUGCUCAAAAUAUAUGGGAAUCUUAUCUUUAUUUAAAAUUAAUGAACCCACUAUCUCGGUUAUCAAUCUCACCACACCAGUUAUUAACAUUACAAUACUGUAUUGCUGAGACACUUGUUCGUUUAGCCUUCAUGAUGGCAGACAGUACUUCAUGUUGCACGCACAAAACUAUCUAUAACUUAGAUACAACAAUUCGUGGCAUGUUGAAAAUGGCAGCAAGACUAGGUUCUGUGUCUUAUUUACUUUAUCUGGCAUUGUAUUACUAUAGAACAGGGAGAUAUGAUAAAACACUUCAUAUCACUUUUAUAGCAAAACAAAGACUAUCACAAUCCUUUAUUAUGUAUAAUGCAAAUGUUGAUAGGCAGAGGCACAAUGAUGAUGUAGGUAAUAUUCCUUUGUCUCGACGAAUGAAUAUAGUUUGGGUGGAUGAUGUUCGUUUAUUUGGAAAUAUCCCCUGUAUUGAAGAAAUAAGUUUAGAACAACACGUGAGUCAACAAAAUGUAGAUACACUCUUAAAUGUAUCACCGUUUAUAAUUGUAGAGAUCUUGUCAGUGUUAUCUCACUAUAGAGUGGGUAAUAGAUCUCAGUGUUUACAGUCACUGACAGACCUACAGACACUGCUGCUCUAUGAUGAUGGGAGAUACGUUCCUUUAUUCACCAGAGACAUAUCCUGGCAGAUACUAGGAAUCUGUCAACAUGUUGUGGGAGACUUACACGGGGCAUUAAGGUCUUAUGAAGAGUCGCUCAGACAGGAUCCAUAUCACAGAAUAAAAGAAGCUACAGAUUAUAGAAUAAAAUGUGUUAAACAACAAUUACAGAGAAAUGUGUACAAGUAAAAAUAAUAUGUUUCUCAAUGUUUCUGUCAUAAUUUAAUGAGUUGAAGGUCA